Dicentrarchus labrax (European seabass) is the source of this 864-nucleotide messenger RNA. RefSeq lists its product as uncharacterized. Bases 1 to 864 code for a protein of 287 amino acids. The record is from RefSeq and is a predicted model, not a curated record. The transcript is spliced from 6 exons. NCBI's taxonomy places the organism in Eukaryota, Metazoa, Chordata, Actinopteri, Moronidae.
AUGAAGCUUAAUGAAAAGGAUGUUUUAGUAAGAUUUUCACCUGGUAGAGGACCAAUAGUCCUCUCUAAUUACAAUGGAAGAGUUGAGUUUUCUGUCAAUAAUUAUUCUCUGAAAGUGAAGAAUCUACAAGAGGCAGACAGUGGAGUUUAUACUGCACAAGUGACAAGGGAUAUAGAGGAACUAACUGAAUACAAUGUCACAGUUCAAGAUGCAGUGUCUCCAGUUAAACUGAAGGUGGACUCUGUGUCCAGAAGCUCAGACUCCUGUAACCUCACUGUGACCUGCAGUACACAGGACUCUCACAUCAGCAGCGCUAUUAGAUGUGACACCAAAACCUGCAGUCAGGAGGGAGGAGAGCAAUCAGAGGUCACAACAUCUGGUGCUUCUCUCCAUGUCUACCUGGUGAAUCACUCAAUCAUCUGUAACCAUAGCAACCAGGUCAGCUGGACCAAAGACAUUGAAAUGACUGAACAUUUCUGCACUCAACAUGAUGAUGCAGUGUCUCCAGUUGAACUGAAGGUGGACUCUGUGUCCAACAGCUCAGACUCCUGUAACCUCACUGUGACCUGCAGUACACAGGACUCUCACAUCAGCAGCACUUUUAGAUGUGACACCAAAACCUGCAGUCAGGAGGGAGGAGAGCAAUCAGAGGUCACAACAUCUGGUGCUUCUCUCCAUGUCUACCUGGUGGAUCACUCAAUCAUCUGUAACCAUAGCAACCAGGUCAACUGGACCAAAGACAUUGAAAUGACUGAACAUCUCUGUCCUCAACAUGCUGUUGCUGAACAACCCCACAACAACAUCAUUGCCAUUGUCAUUGUCAUGGUGAGAUCCCAGGGGGAGGAAAUGGGGCAUCAGCUCUAG